Messenger RNA from Myotis brandtii (Brandt's bat), 3082 nucleotides. It is a transcript of the gene LMNA, whose product is annotated as lamin A/C. The transcript is spliced from 12 exons. Lineage: Eukaryota; Metazoa; Chordata; Mammalia; Chiroptera; Vespertilionidae. Bases 223 to 2217 code for a protein of 664 amino acids. The record is from RefSeq and is a predicted model, not a curated record.
AGCCUUUGCCCGGGCACCGGUGACUCAGUGUUUGCGGGAGCGCCGCAGCCACUCCAGCCAACCCGGAUCCCAGAUCUGACAGCGCCCAGCCCAGCUCUCCACGUCUGCCAGGAGCGAGCCGGCCGGUGCGCUCCAACCCCGAGCCGUCUCUAUCCUUCCGCCGGAGCCCCGUGCCCUUCCCGGGACCCCUGCCCUGCGGGCAGCGCUGCCACCCUGCCGGCCAUGGAGACCCCGUCCCAGCGGCGCGCCACCCGUAGCGGGGCGCAGGCCAGCUCCACGCCUCUGUCGCCCACCCGAAUCACCCGGCUGCAGGAGAAGGAGGACCUGCAGGAGCUCAACGACCGGUUGGCGGUCUACAUCGACCGUGUGCGCUCGCUGGAGACGGAGAACGCGGGUCUGCGCCUUCGCAUCACCGAGUCCGAGGAGGUGGUCAGCCGCGAGGUGUCCGGCAUCAAGGCCGCCUAUGAGGCCGAGCUCGGCGAUGCCCGCAAAACCCUCGACUCGGUGGCCAAGGAGCGCGCCCGCCUGCAGCUGGAGCUGAGCAAAGUGCGGGAAGAGUUUAAGGAGCUCAAAGCGCGCAACAGCAAAAAGGAGGGAGACCUGAUGGCCGCCCAGGCCCGCCUCAAGGACCUGGAGGCUCUGCUCAACUCCAAGGAGGCUGCGCUGAGCACUGCUCUGAGCGAGAAGCGCACGCUGGAGAGCGAGCUGCACGACCUGCGGGGGCAAGUGGCCAAGCUCGAGGCAGCCCUGGGUGAGGCCAAGAAGCAACUUCAGGAUGAGAUGCUGCGGCGGGUGGAUGCUGAGAACAGGCUGCAGACCCUGAAGGAGGAGCUGGACUUCCAGAAGAACAUCUACAGCGAGGAGCUGCGCGAGACCAAGCGCCGCCACGAGACCCGGCUGGUGGAGAUCGAUAACGGGAAGCAGCGGGAGUUUGAGAGCCGGCUGUCAGAUGCCCUGCAGGACCUGCGGGCCCAACAUGAGGAGCAGGUGGAGCAGUACAAGAAGGAGCUGGAGAAGACCUAUUCUGCGAAGCUGGAUAACGCCAGGCAGUCAGCCGAGAGGAACAGCAACCUGAUGGGGGCCGCCCACGAGGAGCUGCAGCAGUCCCGCAUCCGCAUCGACAGCCUCUCAGCCCAGCUCAGCCAGCUGCAGAAGCAGCUGGCAGCCAAGGAGGCGAAGCUGCGGGACCUGGAGGAUUCACUGUCCCGGGAGCGGGACACCAGCCGCCGGCUGCUGGCCGAGAAGGAGCGCGAGAUGGCAGAGAUGCGGGCGAGGAUGCAGCAGCAACUGGACGAGUACCAGGAGCUGCUGGACAUCAAGCUGGCGCUGGACAUGGAGAUCCACGCCUACCGCAAGCUCCUGGAGGGCGAGGAGGAGAGGCUACGCCUGUCCCCCAGCCCCACCUCGCAGCGCAGCCGGGGCCGUGCCUCCUCUCACUCGUCCCAGACACAGGGUGGGGGCAGCAUCACCAAGAAGCGCAAGCUGGAGUCGGCUGAGAGCCGCAGCAGCUUCUCGCAGCACGCUCGCACCAGCGGGCGCGUGGCCGUGGAGGAGGUGGACGAGGAAGGCAAGUUCGUGCGGCUGCGCAACAAGUCUAAUGAGGACCAGUCCCUGGGCAACUGGCAGAUCAAGCGCCAGAAUGGAGAUGAUCCCUUGCUGACCUACCGCUUCCCACCGAAGUUCACCCUGAAGGCUGGGCAGGUGGUGACGAUCUGGGCUGCAGGAGCAGGGGCCACCCAUAGCCCCCCGACCGACUUGGUGUGGAAGGCGCAGAAUACCUGGGGCUGUGGGAACAGCCUGCGCACGGCACUCAUCAACUCCAACGGGGAGGAGGUCGCCAUGCGCAAGCUGGUGCGCUCAGUGACUGUGGUUGAUGACGAUGACGAUGAGGACGGGGAUGACAUGCUCCAUCACCACCACGGAACCCACUGCAGCAGCUCGGGGGACCCGGCUGAGUACAACCUGCGCUCGCGCACUGUGCUGUGCGGGACUUGCGGGCAGCCUGCCGAUAAGGCGCCUGGCAGCGGCUCAGGAGCCCAGGUGGGCGGAUCCGUCUCCUCUGGCUCUUCUGCCUCCAGCGUCACGGUCACUCGCAGCUACCGCAGUGUGGGGGGCAGUGGGGGUGGCGGCUUCGGGGACAACCUGGUCGGCCGCUCCUACCUCCUGGGCAACUCCAGUCCCCGGACCCAGGCUGCCCAGAACUGCAGCAUCAUGUAAUCUGGGACCUGCCAGGCCGAGGCGGGGACGCAGGCCUCCUGCUUCCUCCUCACCUCGUGCCCACCCCAUCCCUGCACCUCAUGGGCGGGGCCUUGAAGCCAAAGAAAAAUACCCCUUGGGUUUUUUUCUUCUUCUGUGUUUUGUUUUUUUUCUAAGAGAAGCUAUUUUCUACAGUGGUUUUAUACUGAAGGAAGAACACAACCAAAAAAAAAAUAUAUAUAUAGCAUUUAUCUCAGUUUGCCCUGCAUUUUCCCAGCUUUCAGGAAACUCCAUUAUCUGCCUUAAAACCAAAGAAGGCUCCUCCAGGAGCCAGGGGAGAGGGGUGCUUUUACAGAGCCGAGUUUCUGCUUUCCUGCCUGCCUGCAGCCCCCACCCCGGGGCCCCGGGAACAUGGAGCCUGAGAGGCAGCUGUGCAAUCUUCUGUGCCAUCUUCCCAGGCCCUGGGCUGGCUCCCAUCCUCCAGUUACCUGGCUGAGUCCCACGCCCGCCCCCAGCCCCAGGUGACUUGAUUCUCCCAAGUCCCAGCUGCGCUUGCUUUUUUGUAUUUUAUGAGACAAGAGAUGGGAAUGAGGUGAGCGGUCAAGGAAGGGGGAAGAGGGGUAGUUUGAGCCUGCUUCCACCCAGCUUUAGAGUCGGGGUGGGGUCUGCUGGUCACUGGAGGUCAAGGUCAAGUGGGUGCAAGGAGAAGGGAAAGGGAGGCUCCCUAGAAAAGGCGAGAGCCUGUGGGCCCCACCCAGAGGAGGACGGUGAGAAGGGGUGGAGGGUGCGGCAGUCAUUUUUGGCAAACACUAAAGAUCCCCUUGGCUCCCCAUCCCCCAUCUGCACCCCUUCUCUUCUCCUCAAAUCAAUACACUAGUUGUUUCUA